Penicillium oxalicum is the source of this 1647-nucleotide messenger RNA. RefSeq names its product putative amino acid permease. The coding region runs from base 1 to 1647 and encodes 548 amino acids. Gene Ontology annotation, biological process: amino acid transport; transmembrane transport. The transcript has 5 exons. Gene Ontology annotation, cellular component: membrane. NCBI's taxonomy places the organism in Eukaryota, Fungi, Ascomycota, Eurotiomycetes, Eurotiales, Aspergillaceae. The record is from RefSeq and is a predicted model, not a curated record. Gene Ontology annotation, molecular function: transmembrane transporter activity.
AUGCAGGCCGACGCAUCGCGCCGCCUCUCCAAGGUUUCGGCCUCCCGGGUCGAAGCCGGCACAAGCAACGGCAAUGCGGAUCGCACGCUCGAAGACCUCGGCUACAAGCCUGAGUUGCAGCGCAAUCGCUCCAUCUGGCAGGUCACCUUUAUGUGCUUCAUUCUCUCGUCUGUUCCUUACGGUCUAUCCACGACGCUUUAUUAUCCGCUCAUCGCUGGUGGCCCUGCCAACGUCAUUUGGGGUUGGGUUUUGGUCUCCUUCCUGAUUUUGUGUGUGGCCAUCUCUCUCGCCGAGAUUACUUCAGUGUAUCCCACUGCUGGUGGCGUGUACUAUCAAACAUUUGUCUUGUCCCCCUUGUGGUGUCGACGUGUCGCAUCCUGGAUUUGUGGGUGGUCUUAUGUGGCCGGAAACAUCACCAUCACCCUCGCCGUUAAUUUUGGUACCGCGCUCUUGUUCAUCGGUUGUCUCAAUGUCUUUGAGAAAUCCCCCGGUGUGGGAAUCACCGACGAUUUUGGUGCCUGGCAGACUUUUCUGAUCUUUUUGGCCAUUACCCUGUUGACUCACGCUAUCUCAGCCUUUGGCAACAAAUGGCUGACCAUGCUCGAGACAUUCGCCAUUUUCUGGACUCUCGCUGGAUUGAUCACUAUCGUGGUUUGUCUUCUCGCCAUCGCCAAGGAAGGCCGUCGCGAUGCGUCCUGGGUUUUCGGAAACUUUGAGCCUCAAGCGGGUUGGCCAGCGGGUUGGUCCUUCUUCAUCGGCCUUUUGCAGGCGGCCUAUGCCACCUCGGCCACCGGCAUGAUUAUUUCACUCUGUGAGGAAGUUCGUGAACCGGCUGUGAUGGUGCCCAAGGCCAUGGUUGGUACUAUUGUCAUCAACUUCCUGGCCGGUCUCCUCUUCCUCAUCCCCCUGUGCUUCGUGAUGCCCGAGUUGAGCUUGAUCAUAAAUUCUGCGCAGCCUACGCCCGUCAUCUUCAAGUCCGCCAUUGGCAAUGCUGCCGGUGCCUUCUGUUUGACCAUUCCGCUGCUCGUGCUCGGUUUGAUCUGCGGUGUGGGCUGUGUCACGGCGACCUCGCGAUGCACGUGGGCCUUUGCUCGCGAUGGCGGUAUUCCCGGCUCCGGCUGGUGGAAGACCGUAGACAAGAAGUUUGAUAUUCCCCUCAAUGCCAUGGCCCUGGGCAUGGUGGUUGAAAUCGCGCUCGGCCUCAUUUACUUUGGGUCCACUGCCGCUUACAACGCCUUCUCCGGUGUCGGUGUCAUUUUCUUGACCAUGAGUUACGCCUGCCCCAUUGCCGUUUCCCUGCUAUUCCGCCGUCGGGAGGAUGUUCAAAAUGGUAAAUUCAACUUUGGUAUCAUCGGCCUGAUCGCAAAUGUGUUCGCUCUUGGCUGGAGUUUGUUAGCCAUUCCCUUGUUCUGCAUGCCCACCACCAAGGAGGUCACCAAAGAAACCAUGAACUAUGCCUCGGUGGUGUUCUUCGGCUUUGUUAUCAUUGCUGCGGUGUGGUACGCGGUCUGGGGUCUCAAAAACUAUCGCGGUCCCCCCACGGACGCGGUUCAUCAUGACGACUCGUCCAUCACUCCCUCGUCUCGCGAGACGAGCGAGGUCGCUCGAAAAAGUCAUGAUAUUGCAGGAAAGCCCAAAUCCCCUUGA